Spirometra erinaceieuropaei is the source of this 3075-nucleotide messenger RNA. The record is from the annotation of a GenBank genome assembly. Lineage: Eukaryota; Metazoa; Platyhelminthes; Cestoda; Diphyllobothriidea; Diphyllobothriidae.
AUGGCAACGAGGACUUGGCUGGAAUUGAUACAGGCAGCAAAGAAGUCUUCCAUAGUACAGGAUGGUAAGCCGUAUUUUAAUAUUCACUCUUCUUGCAGAUUGCAUUUAAGUUGUCAAGUUACAUGACCUUGCCGGCUCCUUAAUUUAUUGCGUGACCUGUCGAGCGCGCUGUGUUAGCUGUCAAGGUUCUAAGGUCAGAACUGUCACCUAUACAUCAAAAUUUUGAGCUGGAAAACCGUAUGCUCCGUCGCGUAUAAUUUCUAUGUACCAAACCCCUGACGCAUUUGACAAUUGGUGAUUCCUCGUUUUUAGUCUCCAGUUGUAAAUAACUCGAACAUUUCACAGACUCGGCGCUACUCUUAUACUUCAAGGGCUUGGUAAUAAAACCGGAAAGAACCAGAACGUCCUUCAAUGCUUUUAUCCUCUUUCCUCUCUUUUCGGAUCCCAUUGUCCCAAAAUAUUGAUAACGACGAGAAAACCUUUACGGCCUGACAGUCCCUCGUCACUGCCUCGGGACAUAAAUAAACCUAAAUAGGCCAAUCUGGAAAGCUAGGUGUUUUGCCUGUUAUUGUUGCAUAGACUAACCCGAAGCCAUGGUUCAAUAAAGCGAAUUGGAAUAAGGUCUGUCAUUAUGAACUUUAAGAGAACCCGGUCGCAAUCAUCUGGUCCCAGGCUUUUUCCAUGAUCGGGACAGAUAUGUCGCACAAUGUGUCGCAUUAAAAGAGUCUGACUGUUGACCUAUGGUGCUGCUAGAAAUUCGACCUGGUACUUUGAGUGUCGGUGAGGCUGCCAAGAUGUUACCUGACCUCAUUAUUACGCCGCUCAUCAUAUAGUCUCAGAUAGACUAUAUAGAAUUGUUCAGCCCAUCAGUACUCGAUGCCCGCACUGAGGUCUGUCGCAGCCCCUGCUCCGCCUGUUGAAAUUAUGGCUGAAGUCCAACUUCCUCAAAGAAGCGGAUUAUCAAGGAGAACUGGCUGCCAACCGAAUUGUACAAACACCACAGUGCACAUGUACCUGUGGGAAUUUUGAAGAAUUCGCCCCCGUGCCUGUCACAUUAUGUCCUAUGUUAAAAACGAGGAUUUUGGUCACUGAGCUUCGAACUAUGGUUCGUCGGCUGAAGUCAACAAGUUCCGUAUUAAGUCCUAUGGACCAUCCCACUGGUGUUUGCACUCCCGGGGGGCCGCUCUGAUUUGUAACAACCCAUUCACACAUAAAAAAGUGGUUGUUCAACGUGCCUUGCUCCACCGACUUCCUCUAACGUAAAGGAAAUAUGCUUAACAACAGACGAUUAGAUUAUGCUGGUAGUGACGUAUUAUCCAUAGCCAGAUGCCAGUCUACCAGAAGUGCGAGGCGUUUGCACCGUCCUAAUUGGUUUUUAUUGCCGUUCGCGUCGGCUCAUCCGUCUCUUGUUUAAGUCCAAAUCCUGUGAGCUAUGAUUCCAGACAGCAAAGUUUAAGCGUUGCACCAUGUUCAUUUCUAGAAGGAUGUGAACAUCUCCACUACCUGCAUCAAGUCUAAAAGGCAUUUCACUUAGGAUAUUGCGCACCGACCAGUAUUGAACAAGCCCUUUGCUGUCUAUUUUUAUGUUUUAACCGUGGUCGGAUUUUCAGCUUGAUAAUCUGGGUAGUUUUCCCUAGAUAUUUCUUUUUUAAUAGUUAUACAUUUCGCGCAGAUUAAGCCCAUCUUCUUUAUUCUGAUGAAUGGUAGAGAAGGAAAGGAGUGUAAACUCCAUAGAUAACUCUCGAUCCGAUUACGAAAGAUUCACUUCCAUUCCGCAUAAAUGAUGGGGGUUGAAAACGGGUGUUAGUUUUUGAGUUCAGCAUCCCAAACCGCCGGACAGAAGCCGCAAAGCUUCCAGUGGGGUACCGUGACGAAAGUGCGACUCAUAUGUUUGUUGACUAUUCAUAUUUUUCUACGCCCCACCUUAUAGCUCUGUCGACAUAAUUACAUUCAGACUGGUAUCACAUAUUAGUUCUGAAGAUUCCUUCAAUUCAUGCUUAUUGACGGGAGAAACUUGUACGACUUCGAUUUCUUGACAUUAUUACCAAACCGCCAAAAAAUUACUUAAGAUUACACGACGGACUUAUUAGUGUAGCCUUCGCCAAGUUUCGAUUAGUAAGGUUUGUUAGUGCACGUUUUUGCAUCUGUAUGUAACGUACGCCUGCCUCUUGAUACUGCAGGGUCACCCACUUAAUAUCCUUGCUUUAGCACAAAACUCGCGUGGCUCAGCAUUUGGAUACUCACUGUUUCUAAGUGCAUUUACUUUCCAUGUGUAUUCAGUGAAUUGGACUGUUUAAGUAAGUGCCAUAGCCCAAUACAUAAUUUCUAAAAAGCCACUUACCGAAUUUCCCCCUGAUAAUGUUUUCAUUCAGUACGAAAGUGUAUUCUCUUGUCGCAGGUCGAACAAAAAUACAUUAUACAUUCGAUGACUCGCGGGAAAUGGUUGAACAGUACGACAACCGCACCCAAGUCUUGAUUGGUUUGUGUCCAUUUUGUUGACGUUGUUUGCAGAGCGAAAAUGGAAGUGUCCAACGCAGCUCGGUGGAGAAGGCAGCUGGACGUAUGAAGUUGGAGAGCCGCCUCAAGCGCGAUCCACGCUUUUUGACGAUAUUCAAGAAUCAAAUGCAAAUGUAACUGCUUUCCAUGUAUAUUUCAACUAUCCACAGCCCAUUUUUGGCAGACUAGACACAAAGAACGACUUCCAGUGGCGCAUCAGAAACUUACCCUACCCUCUCAGCACCUAUCAGUUAUCCAUUGAAGACGAUGGUGAAACAAUUGUUCUCCGAACUACAAAUAAAAAGUUGUUUUUGUGUUGUUUGACUUUAAGAAUUUUAGAUAUUUCAAACGCUUUGGGAUCCCCGAUCUUCGUCGAAUUGGUUUAAAACUAGACCAAACAAACUUGACCAAAACCCAUUCCAAUAACACCCUUGUCAUUUCUGUAAGUUUUCAGUCUUUUUACUACUCUUUUAGUACAAGAAACCAGCGGCCUAUCUCCAGUUUGAGAAGGCACUCAGAAACGAAUUGGCUAAAACCAAACCACUCACGGAGGGUGAUGUUCCUUGCCAGUCUAUGUAA